Malassezia sympodialis ATCC 42132 is the source of this 1920-nucleotide messenger RNA. RefSeq lists its product as uncharacterized. Lineage: Eukaryota; Fungi; Basidiomycota; Malasseziomycetes; Malasseziales; Malasseziaceae. Gene Ontology annotation, biological process: epigenetic regulation of gene expression. The record is from RefSeq and is a predicted model, not a curated record. The transcript has 2 exons. Bases 1 to 1920 code for a protein of 639 amino acids. Gene Ontology annotation, molecular function: histone deacetylase activity. Gene Ontology annotation, cellular component: histone deacetylase complex.
AUGAUGCAUGCUACGCUGGCCGACGAGAGCCACCCCGAGCAGCCGCAGCGGAUCGCGCGUAUCUUUGAAAUGCUGCAGCGCCACGGCUGCAUCGACCGCAUGUUGCGCAUCCCCUCGCGGGAGGCGCGGCGCCACGAGGUCGAGUCUGUCCACGACGCGGCGCUCUGGGACACCUUCGAGUCGAUCGUGCAGCUGCCUGUCGAGCAGCUCAAGGCGUACAGCCAGGAUCUGGAGGCCAGGUCGUCGCUCUACCUGAACCCACACUCGACGUUCUGCGCGCGCCUCGCGUGCGGCAGCGUGAUCGAGACAUGCUCGGCCGUGGCCGCCGGCCGCGUCCGCAACGGUAUCGCCAUUGUGCGUCCGCCGGGCCACCACGCCGAGCCCGGCUCGGGCACGGGCUUUUGCCUGUACAACAACGUCGCGGUCGCUGCAACGACCCUGCUGAAUCGGCCGACCGGCGCGGCCGACCGUGUGCAGCGCGUGAUGAUCCUCGACUGGGAUGUGCACCACGGCAACGGCACGCAGCGUGCAUUCUGGGAUGACGACCGCGUGCUGUACGUGUCGCUGCACCGGUACGAGAACGGCACCUUCUACCCCGGCACCACGUUCGGCCACUACGACCAGGUCGGCGGCCCCGAGGCGCGGGGCACGUCGGUCAAUGUGCCGUGGCCGUGCGGCGGCAUGAACGACGCCGACUAUCUGUAUGCGUUCCAGCGCUGCAUCAUGCCCAUUGCCCCCGACCUGGUGAUCGUCAGCGCGGGUUUCGACGCGGCGGCGGGCGACCUCCUCGGCGGCUGCCUCGUGUCGCCAGCGGGCUACGCCCACAUGACGCACCAGCUCAUGUCUCUCGCGAGCGGCAGGCUCGUCGUUGCGCUGGAAGGCGGCUACACGCUCGACGCCAUUGCCUCCUCGGCCCUCGCUGUGACGCAAACGCUCCUGGGCGACCCGCUGCCGCCGUGGCCCGCGCGCCUCGCCUGCAGCACGGCCGGCGCCGAUACCGUGGCCCGCGCCGUCCGUGCACAGGCGCCGUACUGGGCGUGCAUGCGCCACUCGCUCGACUACGCCCCGGCGCCACGCGAGGUCCGCGGCGCUACCUGGGCGGCCAGUGACCUAUACCUCGAUGCGCGCGCCGCGCGCCUGUGGGCCGACCACCAGAUGAUGCCGCUGCCGGCCGUGGGCGACUCGCUGCGGCGCAACCAGGCGCUGGUGACGCCGUCGGCCAUGGCGCCCGGCACAUCCACGCUCCUUGUGUUCAUCCACGAUAUGGGCACGUGGCAUAUCGGCGACCCCGACGAUCCUCAGCGCCCGCCCCUCUUCCUCGCGGAUGCAGCGGACGCCGUGGUGCAGUGGGCGCACACACACGGCUUUGCGUGCGUGGACCUGUGCACGGCGCUCCCGGUGCCGGUGCGCCCGCUCCGCAACAGCGAGCACGACCGGCCUCCUCCGCGGCCGGACGCCCAGCCGCACAAGGCGACGCUCGAGGCGCAGGCCCUGUACGUGUGGGACCACGUGUGUGCCCUGUCGCCCGCGCAGCGCGUCCUCUUUGUCGGCUUUGGCGCGGGCUGCGAUGCGCUGAUGCAUAUCAUCGCGAACCGCGUUGUGCAGGGCCGCGUCCAGGCGGUCGUACAGGUCAUGGGCCUGCAGCCGAUCCCCCUCGUGCCCAAGCAGCGGCAGGAGCUCAAGGCCUGGUACCUCGAGCGCGCCCUCGUGCUGUGCCCACACGAGCACCCGCUGUACGCAUGGAACGAGCAGCAGGCGUCCGGCAAGCGUCUCGGGCGGGUGCAGCGCGCCGCCGAAUCGGACCCGACGCAGGUACUGUACCGCGCCACGGACGUGCUCGAUGCGCUGCUCCGCGCGCCUGCGCGUGCCGAGGCUACGCCCCGUGCUCCGCCGGCGCCCGUGCCGGCGAUGGCUUCGUAG